AUGCCGGCUGCUGAGAUGUGUAUAUAUGCGUCUGUGAGCUCGUGUGCAGCACCUUUGGACUUCAUUUGCUGCAUGAGCAGGUCGAGCAGCUCCUCUCCCCGCAGGUCACUCGAGUUCAGCUGCUGCUAUAAACAGGAGGCCAUUACGGGGCGGACGGAGCAGCAGUGAGGAGAAGAGCUCAGAAGCUGCUCGGACUGGACCGGAGAGCCUCGGACAUGUUCUACAGGUCGCUCUUGAGGACUGGACUGCUCGUAUGGAGGCAGGAACAGCGGACUGUGCUGAAAUGCGCCCCGUCGGCUUUGGCGAGUGUGCGCGAGCGGCGCCACAGCACCUCCAACACAGUGAUGACCGGGAAUAAACUAAAGAGCAUGGAGGACCUGGGCGGACCCAGCUUUUUAACAUCGCUGUACUGGCUCUUUGGGAAAGGCUACUUCCAGAUAACUCACCAAAUGCAGAUUGAGCACAACAAAAUUUAUGGGCCACUGUGGAGGUCCAAAUAUGGACCACUGGUGAUUGUGAAUGUGGCCAGUGCGGAGCUGAUAGAGCAGGUCCUGAGGCAGGAGGGUCGACACCCCAUUCGCACCGACAUGCCCCACUGGAGGACCUACCGGGAGCUCCGCAAGCAGGCCUAUGGCCCUCUCACAGAAAUAGGAGCAGAAUGGCAGCGCAUCAGAAGCAUCCUCAACCCUCGCAUGUUGAAGCCCAAACAUGUGUCUUCCUACACUAACGCCAUCAACGAGGUGGUGACUGACUUCAUAGAGAAGGUGGAUUGGCUUAGGACAACAAAAGGCAAUGGCGUUAUGGUGCAUGACGUAGCAGGGGAACUCUACAAGUUUGCUUUCGAAGGAAUAUGCUCAGUGCUGUUUGAGACGCGGAUGGGCUGUCUGAACGAGGUGGUUCCAGAAGAAACACAGAAGUUCAUCUUCUCUGUUGGAGAGAUGUUCCGCCUCUCCCCCAUCAUCGUCCUCUUUCCCAAGUCUCUGUGGCCCUACAUGCCCUUUUGGAAGCAUUUUUUGGCUGUGUGGGACCACCUAUUCAAAGUAGCGGAUGAUCUGGUUCAGAAGAAGAUGGUGGAGAUUCAGGAGAAGGUGAAGCAGGGUCUGCCAAUAGAGGGAGAGUACCUCACUCACCUGCUGGUCAGCGAGCAGAUGUCCCCCACAGAGGUGUUAGGCAGCAUCACUGAGCUUCUGCUGGCCGGAGUCGACACCACAUCCAACACUAUCUCCUGGGCUCUGUAUCACUUGGCUCGAGAGCCAGAAAUCCAGCAGAGGCUACAUGAUGAGGUGAUUAGUGUUUGCCCAGGUGACAAAGUGACUUCCAGCGAGGACAUCAGCAAGAUGCCUUUGCUGAAGGCUGUUGUUAAAGAGACCCUUCGGCUAUACCCUGUGGUGCCAGGAAAUGCUCGCGUCAUUGCUGAAAAUGAAACAGUGGUGGGUGGCCACCUCUUCCCUAAAAAUACUCUGUUCCACUUGUGUCACUAUGCAGUGUCCUAUGAUGAGAAGAUAUUUCCUGAGCCUCAUGCAUUCUUACCUCAGCGCUGGCUGCGGGGGGAGAAGCAGUUAAGCCAGCAUCCGUUCGGCUCUGUUCCCUUUGGUUUUGGCAUCCGUGCCUGUCUAGGCCGCAGACUGGCUGAGCUGGAGAUGUACCUGAUCCUGUCCCGGUUAAUUAAACACUACGAAGUGCGGCCAGAUCCCACAGGAAAGAGUGUGAAGCCAAUCACUAGAACUCUCCUGGUGCCGGCCACGCCAAUCAACCUUCAGUUUAUUGACAGACAGCCUGUCCAAGCACAGGCAGCUGCUUGAUGAUUGGACAUCGAUGACCACCGAAAGUUCUAACCAGCCAUUUCCUGAUGUUCCUGAAGUUUUAACCAGUUAAUUUCCUUAUGCAUUACUUUUGUUCUAGUAUGUACUAAAGGACUGGUUUACAUUGCCUCCCUUACCUUCUGUCACUUACAACGCAUAUUGUUUUAACAGUAAUAACAAAAUGAUCUUUUCAGUCACACCUGAAGGGGUGCAUUGUAAUUGUAAGUACUGUGUAAAUAACCUUAGUAUUUUAAUUGUAUAACUGUUGCUAGCUGUGCUGGUGAGCUCUGUAUGUGGGUCAAAUGACUCUUUAUUUUCUCUUUAUCUUGUUGACUCAGUGGCACCAUCAUGAAUACUAGAAAUGGAUUUAACUACUGCUUCAAGCUGUUGUGAACAGCUAGUCUUUUUAUAUGAUCUUCAAGCUCAUGCCUUUUAGUUAAAUAAUUUAUGUAUUUGUAAAUGUUGCAUUUUACAUUGUCCACACACUUCCACACAUUUUGGAAAUAGUAAACUGAUUUACAGAAUCACUUCAGUAGUACAGUGCACAAGUCAGAGACCACCCAUCGUUUAUUUCAUUGCCAGUCAAAAUGGCCAUUAAGUUCAAGUUAUUUAUUUUUCAGAAUCAGGAAAAAAGCAGAAACAAAAGCAGAAACGCUGAAAAAAAUCACCGAAGCUUUAACAUAGAUCUUUUUUUGAUAUUAUCACUGUCCAAAUAAAAACAAGUUAAUGCAAAGAGAUUUUAUUAGAAGCAAAUUUGGAACAUUUCUAUUGGUCUAUAGGUCUCAAGUUCAGCUGCUGAGUUCAAAUUAUGCAGAAAAAAAUUGCUUUUGUUGUUUCAGGAGACUUACUUUCAGUUUUCAAAGAAAUCUGCAGGGAUAUUUUUCAAUACCUCCAAAGUUCAGUCUUAGAAGUUGGUUGUAUUUUCUCCUUCUCAAGAUUGAAUUAUUCCCAAACAUAUUGAGUGAUGUUGAGGUCUGGACUCUGGGGCGGUCAGUUCAUUGUUCUGAGAACCCCAGCAGCGUCUUUGUUCGAUUUUCUUCUUUUUUGUCUAUUUCCUUUUCUCAGUAACGGCUUCUUGACAGCUGCACAUCCUUUCAGACUCAUAGUAUUGAGUUGUCUUCUCACAGUGGAAGGAUGGACAGAAACACAUGUGGACUUAUCUCACAAAGAUGGAAGCUUUAAGUAUUGUUUAUCUGAUGGUGACAGUUUUGGUGGUCUACCAGGUCUUGCACAGUUAUUAGGAGUCCCAUUUUCUCCUUUUUUCCACUUAUUUUCCCCUGACUUUCUUCUUCUUAUGCAAGUGGACUUUAUAUCUAAUCUCCUCAGAAAUAUCCCCUGAAUGAAUAACGUGGACUGUUUUAACUGGAAUAAAUGAAGGGUGGUCUCUAAUGUUUGCACACCACUGUACGAUUGUAUAACCAAUAUCAGAUAAAUGUGCUAAAAAUCAAGGAAACAGCAAUGAAAUGUGGAACUUUCUUCUUAUAUGUUAUGUGCUGUAUGGCUUUAGUGGGCACGGUACUGUCUAAAUGUGACUGCGGUUAGUAGUGGCAAAUAAGGCAUGGAGGCACAUCAUGUCAAAGAAAAACUGUGACACAGUUUGAUUUAGUAUUGUCUGUUUGUACAGGCCUUUAACUAGAGUCCUGUCAAUAGCAUGUGUUCUACAGUUGAUCAGAGAUGGACACUGUACGUUGAUGAGGUUAGAAUAAGUGACAUAGCUGUUUUCAGUCAUCAGUACUGUUCUGACAUAGCCUGUUGAGCAUUGUCCCAUUUUAAUAGCCCCAUUGUUCCACAAGUCUCUAUAUGAACGUGACAGAAAAGUGAAGCUCUACACAUUUCGGGAGCAUUUUCCCAUGAACUUCCCAAGAUCUACAGAAUAGCAGAGACAAACACAGACCUGCUGAAGUCUAUGACUGUAACCUCCUUUUGCACAAAGAGAGUCUUUGUACUGAAAGGGGCUGCUGUUUCCAUGCAACAGUCGUACUGAUCUCAGACAAUAGCUAUUAAAUGUGUCAGAUAACGUGUUUGUAAGAUUCAGUGUUUUCAGAAGUUUCAAAAAACGUUUUCGCAUCUGAAAUGUACAAAAAGUACUGUUCUUAAUCUAACUCUGUUAAUGAGUGCAGACUGUUAAAAGCACAUGAGCUUGUUGAAAUGAUGCAUAAUAAAUGUAGCUCUGCAGCUGUAAAUAAAAUGUCCAACAGCAAACUGUG
Molecule: messenger RNA, 4009 nt
Organism: Colossoma macropomum (tambaqui)
Lineage: Eukaryota; Metazoa; Chordata; Actinopteri; Characiformes; Serrasalmidae
Product: cytochrome P450
Exons: 9
Coding region: 216-1802 (528 amino acids)
Biological process (GO): glucocorticoid biosynthetic process; cortisol metabolic process; cellular response to peptide hormone stimulus
Cellular component (GO): mitochondrial inner membrane
Molecular function (GO): monooxygenase activity; iron ion binding; heme binding
Source: RefSeq, a predicted model, not a curated record